Aethalodelphis obliquidens (Pacific white-sided dolphin) is the source of this 2161-nucleotide messenger RNA. RefSeq names its product erythroblast membrane associated protein (Scianna blood group) (gene ERMAP). Lineage: Eukaryota; Metazoa; Chordata; Mammalia; Artiodactyla; Delphinidae. The transcript has 10 exons. Bases 197 to 1285 code for a protein of 362 amino acids. The record is from RefSeq and is a predicted model, not a curated record. Gene Ontology annotation, molecular function: protein binding.
AGGCAGAUGGAGCCCCUGGCUGAGGGCUUCAGGCAUUAGAAUAAAAGAUGAACUUUUCUCGGGCCCACCUUCGGAGUCCUUCCUGAUGUUCCUGCCUGAUGCCUCAUCUCCCUGAACGGGCAGAGGGAUGUUCCCAGCUUGGAGACUCCAGCUCAGCCGGUGAGGGACAAAGGGCCCCUAAUUCCAAAGUGUUUGGAUGAAGAUGGCAAGUUCCUCAGGCUCCUGGCUCUCCAGAUGCUUCAUCACACUCGUCUUCCUCCAGUUGCCUUUGCGUGUGUCAGCCCCAUCUCCAGGGAGGUUCUCCUCAUCAGCAGUGGCUCUUGCUGUGAUCCUGCCUGUCCUGGGGAUUUUCAUCAUGGUGGGCAUUUACAUCAUCUGGAAGCAAAGAAGGUCAAAAGAGAGGCUUCUCUAUGAACACGCAAUGGAGGUAGAAAAUCUUCUCUCAGACCAUGCAAAAGAAAAAGGACGUCUCUAUAAAGCCCUCAAGAAACUCCGGCAUGAACUGAAGUUAAAGAGAGCUGCAGCAAACUCAGGCUGGAGAAGGGCCCGGCUACACUUUGUGACUGUGACCCUGGACCCAGACACAGCGCAUCCCAAACUCAUCCUGUCUGAGGACCGCAGGUGUGUGAAGCUUGGAGACACAAGGCAGCCUGUGCCCAACAACCCCCAGCGAUUUGACUUCGUCGUCAGUGUCCUGGGCUCUGAGUACUUCAUAGCUGGCUGUCACUACUGGGAGGUGUCUGUGGCAGACAAGAGCAAAUGGGCCCUGGGGGUGUGUAGUGAGUCGGUGAGCAGGAAGGGGAAGGUCACCGCCUCGCCCGCCAAUGGACACUGGCUCCUGCGACAGAAUCGCAAGAAUGAGUACGAGGCCCUAACAUCCCCGCAGACCUCCUUCUGCCUGAAAGAGCCCCCGCGGUGUGUGGGGAUUUUUCUGGACUAUGAAGCAGGAGUCAUUUCCUUCUACAACGUGACCAACCAGUCCCACAUCUUUACUUUCACCCACAGUUUCUCUGGCCCCCUUCGCCCUUUCUUUGAACCUUGCCUUCAUGAUGGAGGGAAAAACAUGGCACCUCUAAUCAUCUGUUCUAAACUCCAAAAACCGGAAGAAUCAACUGUCCCCAAGCCAGAAGAAAAAGGUCUUGCUAAUGGAGACGUGGCCCUGCAGGUGGACCCUCUUCUGCUCCCCGCUCAGGCACAAGAGCUCCUCCCACUCACAGAUAUGAUCCUGUCCUGGCCCUCUGACAUUGGCCCAGCCCUGCAGGGGCUCAAGGUUCCUUCUUUUUAGGGAUGAGCCUCAUCACCUUCUCCCCAGAUGCUCCAGCCCAGUGCCCUGGAUUUCAGUCUCUUGGCCUAACCACCUGAUUCUGGACCGUCUCUCCUCCUUUCCCCCAGGCCCCUUUGUGGUUUCUCUUGUACCAACUUUCUCCCAGGGCUCAGUUCUAAACCGUGUCUUCCUUCUGGGGACUUGAAGUUUACAUUGCCCUGGAAGAAUUCUUGAAAACCAAAUGAUGGGAAUUCCCUGGCGGUCCAGUGGUUAGGACUCCGUGCUUUCACUGCUGAGGGCCCAGGUUCAAUCCCUGGUUGGGGAACUAAGAUCCCGCAAGCCGUGUGGUAUGAGCAAAAAAAAAAAAAAAAACCCAAAAAGAUGGGAGGAAAACCAAAUGAACAAUCAGAUUAGGUUUAGGUGGUGGUGUUGAAUGUGUGUCACUGAGAUACAGGGGCUCUUUACUCGAGGGGCUGUUUAAAAGCACUUCAUCCUGCCUCAUCCUGCACUCAGGCUUGUAGUCAUGAAGUUAUGAUGACCAGUGACUUCUUACUUAUCCUGUCAAGAACUGCUUUUCUCCUUUUCUCUGUUCAGGCCUCUAGCCCCCAUAGCCAGCUUUUUAAAAGUAAACAUGUUUUGGAUCACACACUCUUCCUUCUUUCUUCUGGAAUAUAGGGCAGAAGGCAAGGGGAAUUAAAAAAAAAAAAAGCCACCCUUUUCUAUUUCCUUGAUCCUGUUUACAGCACAGUUUGGUGACAUUCAGUGCUAAUGUACAUGUUUUCAAAGCUAACUUGGUGAUAACCAGGUAUGGGGACUUUAAACGUGGUAGCCGUAAUCCUGAAAAACCUCAGGAGGAAGCUGGGAGGUAUGGCUUCAAACAGAGCAGCUCAGCUGUGU